AGGACGGGGUUGGGAGGGGGGUGCUCUGGGCAGACAGCACCAGCAGAUGAACACGUUUUGGAGCCGGUGACGUCUGCUCCGGCAUCGCCGAGGGAAGAAAACAGGCGGCAGAGCGUGAGUCCGGCCCUGCGGAGCAGAGCUGGCUCCCGGCCGGCUCGGGCAUCGUGCCCGCCAUGCCUGACCCGGGCCGGCCGGUGGGGCCGCGGGGGGCCGGGGGGCUCUGCUGAGCCCCCGGCCAUGGGGCCGUGGCGGUGGUCGCUGCUCUGGUGCUUACACGUGGCGCUGGUCCGCGGCACCGUCCUCGCGGGGGGCCAGAACUCGCGAGAAAGACCCCCGCGGCCGGCGGGAUGGUCCCCGGCCCCGUCAUCCUCCUGGGCACCCACGCCGGAGCCGGGAUCGUCGAGGGACCCCGAGGGCUCGGCGGCGGCGUUGGCUUUCCUGCAGACGGGCGAUGCGCAGAGGCUGGCCCGGGCCAACUGCAGCCGGGGUGUCGCGGCGGGGGCAGCGGGUCCCGGCCCCCCCCCCGCGCUACGUUCCGCCUUGCGUGCCGCCCCCGAGGCGCUGGCCCACGCCGCCAAUUUCCUCAACAUGCUCUUCCAGACCAACGACAUCCGCGAAGCCAGCGUGGCCGAGGACGUGGAGUGGUACCAGGCGCUGGUCCGCAGCCUGGCAGAGGGGCACCCGUGGGUGCGCCGGGCGGUCCUCGCCCUCGACGCCCACCCGCUGGCCGCCAAGCCCCGGCUGAUGCUUCAGGCUACCAAAGGGGACGGUGAGAUCCUGCUGCAGGACGUCUCCGCCACCGCUCCCGGCCUCGGAAACCUCAGCUGGGACAACGAGUGGUUCAACUCCUUCAAGUCCCAGCGGAACCCCGUCCUCCGCAAGCGGGUGCUCAGCAAUGACCUGCGCAGCAUGGAGACCCCCAAGUGGCAGCGGGGCGACAGCUACGUGGGGGAGCCGGGCCACGUGCGGUGGUCCCCCCCGUUCCUCGAGUGCCGGGACGGCAGGUUCCUGCCCGCCUGGGCGGUCACGCUCUCCUCCGCUUUCUACGGGCUCAAGCCAGACCUUAGCCCUGAGUUCAAGGGCGUCGUGCGGGUGGACAUUGAGCUGCGGGACGUGGCCAUCGACCAGUGCGCCAGCGGGCCGGGCUGGUUCGCGGACACGCACCGCUGCGACCUCAACAGCACCCAGUGUGUCCCCCAGGAGAGCCGUGGCUUCGUCCUCGGGAGGUACUUGUGCCGGUGCAAGCCGGGUUUUUACGGGGCCGGCGGAGCUGCCAGCGGUGCCCGGGCAGGGACGGCGGGGAGCGCGGCGGGGGCGGAUGGGGGGUCCCGGCUGGCGUGCCGGCCCUGCCGCCAGGGAUGCACCACCUGCGAGGACGACAUGCCCUGCCUGAUCCAGGAGGACCGGGCGCUGCGGGCAGCCAUCCUCUCCUGCCAAGCCUGCUGCAUGCUGGCCGUCUUCCUCAGCAUGCUCAUCUCCUACCACUUCCGACGGAGCAAGAGGAUCCGGGCGUCGGGAGUUGUCCUCCUGGAGAUGAUCCUUUUCGGGUCCCUCCUCCUCUACUUCCCCGUAUUCAUCCUGUACUUCAAGCCGAGCAUCUUCCGCUGCAUCGUCCUGCGCUGGGUGCGCAUGCUCGGCUUCGCCAUCGUCUACGGCACCAUCACCCUCAAGCUGUACAGGGUGCUGAAGGUGUUCCUGUCCCGCACGGCCCAGCGGGUGCCCUACGUGUCGAGCCAGCGGGUGCUGAAGAUGCUGGGGCUGAUCCUGCUCCUGGUGCUGUGGUUCCUGGCAGCCUGGACCAUCGGGAUGCUGGAGAACGUCGACAAGAACAUCCCGCUGGUGAUCCGCACCCAGACCGCCCGCGGGCUCCACUUCUACAUCUGCGGCCACGACCGCUGGGAUUACAUGAUGGUGAUCGCCGAAAUGCUGUUUCUGCUCUGGGGCAGCUUCCUUUGCUACGCCACGCGCACCGUGCCCUCCGCCUUCCACGAGCCCCGCUACAUGGGGAUCGCGCUCCACAACGAGCUCAUGAUCUCGGCCACCUUCCACGUGGUCAGGUUCAUCAUGGUCCCAUCGCUGCACCCCGACUGGACCCUGCUGCUCUUCUUCGCUCACACCCACAGCACCAUCACCAUGACGCUGGCGCUGGUCUUCAUCCCGAAGUUCCUGCACGCCGGCUCGCCGCUGCGGGAGGAGAUCGCGGCCGAGGUCUACGAGGACGAGCUGGACAUGCGGCGCUCGGGCUCCUGCUUGAACAGCAGCAUCGCGUCCGCCUGGAGCGAGCACAGUCUUGACCCCGAUGACAUUCGGGAGGAGCUGAAGAAGCUUUACUCCCAGCUGGAGGUGCACAAGAGGCGGAAGAUGGCAGCCAACAACCCCCACCUCCCCAAGAAGCGCAGCUCCCGCCGCAGCUUGGGCCGCUCCAUCGCGCGCCGCGUCGCCGAGCUGCCCGAGGCCGCGGCACGCCGUAGCGGCGGAGGGGAGCGGGCGGGCACCCCGGCACGCCGCGGUUCCUCGGCCAAGCGGCUCCCCGACGCCGGCGGCGCCAGCCUACGGAUGCGGGAUGACGGUUCCCGGCGCCGCGCCGCGGCCCCGCGCAAGUCCCGCGGCGCCGAGGGUCCUGCGCAGGAGCCCCGGGAAGGCUCGCCCAUCCCCGGUCCCCACGGGGAACCCACGCCGGGGAGGAAGAUGAUGGCGGAGACGACCUCGGACCGAUCCGACAGCGAGUCCCUCGAUGCCGCCCCGCUCAUGUGCAAGUCAGCCAGCGCCCACAACCUGGCGGGGCACGGGCAGCAGCCCCCCUCGCCCCGCGCAGCCCCUUUGCAGAAGUCGCUCAGCGUCGUCGCCGGUGCGCGGGAAGAGGCCCUGCUCGCCGCCAGCCGAGCUGCGCAGCAGGAGCGGUACGCCAGCCGGCACCUCUCUGCCCGGUCCUCGGAGCGCCCCACGGACCAGGGGGUCCCCGAGAAAGCCGAGAAGCCCCAAAUCCCCGGUGCAGCUGAUGCCCUCCUGCCAGCCAGCUCCAGCCCCGCCGAGGGAUGCCCCCAGAAGGACGCGUCCACCCCGGGCGACGGCAAGGUGCAGAAGCACAUCACCUACGCGCCCAUCAAGAGCAUCAGCAUCGACGGCUCCCACCUCCCGGGGCGGGUGCGGGUGGCGGUGAGGAGGACCCCGCCGCCACCCCCGGUCCGCUACCAGAGCCUGGGGCAGCACGCCGCGCCGGCCGGUGACAGCCCGGAGCCAGCGGAGCUGCCUGCGGAUUCCCCGGCACGGGCGGGAGAGCCAGAGAGGACACCGGAGGGAUCUGCGGAGGAAAAGCUGGGGCGUGCGUCCCCCCCGGCGGGGAAGGGCAGGCUGGUGACCUCAGCCUCCAUCCCGGCACAGGUCUGCCCCUGGGAGCUGGUCCAGGAGGAGAUCCUGAGCCAGAAGCAAAAAGCUGCCGAAGCAGCAGACGCGGGGACCCCCGGUGACACAGCGGCCACCCCCUCCAGCCUCAAGCCAUCCUCCCAGAAGACCUCCCUCCGGGGCUUGGGACUGGCCAUGAAAGCCUUCAAUCGCUCCAGGGGGAAAAGCAUCCUGAGGGGGAAGAGGGAGGGUGAGGGGAGCCUCAGGAAGAAGGGGCGCGAGUGGGAGGGGGGCAGCAGGAGGGAGAGGCCCGGCCUGGCAGAGAUGUCAGUUGUGUCCCUCGGGGGGAUUAGCCGAGACCCUGCCGCCAAAAGCCCCGAAUGGAGCAGGCAGAGGCCCGGCAGCGAGCCCACCGCCCGCCCGUGGCAGGGGGACGCGGUCCCCUGCCAGCACAACAACAAUGCCGGCACCGCCUGGGAAGCUGCAGGCUGGGGGGACGGUGGGACAGAAGGACAGUGGGACAGCCCAGCCCCGGGGACAGGCGAUGGUGAGGAUCUGGCAGAGAAGCCCAGCGCUCUGCAGGGGGAUGGAGAUGCUGGUGGGGGCCCAGAGCCACCCUCAGGGGGGCACAAAGUCCUACUCGGUGUUGGCCGCCAAGAAGGAGCCGAAUAUCCCCAGGAAACCCCGGCGGUGGCCGGCAGUGGGAAAACACAGAUAUGUCCCCAGCCAGGGGCCAAGGUUCCCGUGGCAGAGCUGGGAAAGGAUGCUCCUGCAGCCGUCGUGAGGUUGAUCACACCAAAGGAACGGGGGGCCAGGCCAGAUGAAGGGCUUGAGGAGAGCAGCAGGUCCCUCCAUCCCCAGGACCGCACAGAGGUGGAGUGGCCACAUGCAAAACCCAUCGCGAGCAGCCCCCACCCGUCCACCACCGGUGUGGAGAGAGCGGCUGCUGAGAAGUUGAGGGCUGAGGUUUGUUCCCGGGAAGCCCCGGGCAUCCCAGCGGGAAGAGGAGCCUUGCUGCGUCAGGAGGCAAUUGCUUCCCGGGAGGAGAGAGGGGUCCCACCGGGCGAGGAGAGCCCAGCCAAGGUGCUGGAGAAGGGGAGCAGCCAGCCUGAGCCCCUCAGUCCCGGGGGGAGCUGGGGCACCGAGAGGGUCCCCCCAAGGAGCCGGAGCGCAGAAGUGGCCCCGGCUGCAGUGGGGAAAGCCAGCAGGGCAGCGGGCAGGCAGGCAGAGGUCUGUCCUGGGGAAACUCGGGCAGAUUCCAGCAUUAAAAUAGAAAUCUGCCCCUGGGAAGAGAGCGGGGGUGAGCACCGGGGGCCGGGCAGAGCCCCGGGGAAGGGCAGCAGUGAGGUGGAUGCUGGCUACCCCAGGGAAGAGCUGGGCAUGGAGAAACCACUAGCAAAAAGCCCAGAGCUGCUGAAAGUGGCUUUGGAGAAGUCAAGCAGUGUGGAGGGCAGGAGGGCUGAGGUUUGUCCGUGGGAGACCGGGGACGGGGGAAGGACUGUCAGAGCAGAAAUCUGCCCCUGGGACGUGGAGGGGGCUCAGCUGGAGAAAGAGAGGCAGGAAGGAGAGAGCAUCAGACCAAAAUCACUGGGUUUGCUGAGAGCACAGAAGAGCCGGAGCAGCCUGCAAGUGCCCAGCCAGCCCUGGGGCAGCACCAGCAGCGAAGAACCCCCAUCGAAACCUGCUCCCAAAAGCUCUGAGCUUUGCUUAGACGGAACAGCCUUAUCCGAUGCAGGAAAAUUAGAUGAUGGUAAAAUUUCCCAAAUGAAGAAAGGGAUUUCCCCGCAGAGAGCGGCCCUGAGCGGCACUGGAGAGACAGCUCUGGCUGCAGACAAGGGGAGCAGCCAGCGGGGAUCUUCCCACCCCGGGGAAGGUGCGGAGCAGCCUGGCACAGGGCUCACAGCAAAAAGCCCAGCUCUGCCCAAAACAUCAUUGACGCAAGCAGGAACCAUUGACAGCAAAAAGGCCAACAUUUGUCCGUGGGAAGUGGAAGAUGAGCCUCUUGCUAAAACAGAAAUCUGCCCUUGGGAAGAGCCUGCAGCUCCACUGGGGAAGGAGAGACAGAGUCAGGACACACAUGGGACUUCCAAAGGGAAAAACAAACCAGGAUCUGGAGGACUUGAAGAUAUCAAAGCAAAACUGGCAGAGAUGGGUGGCCAUGGGUCAGAGCGCAGGGACACCGGGAUCUUUGCAAAGCUCAUUAGGAAAAGCCUAGAGAAUUCAAAAGCUGAGUCCAAGAAAUCCCAGAGCGUGGAGAGCAUAAUGGAGGAGGUCUGUCCCUGGGAGAGCUUGGGCACAGAGCAGCUCGCAGAAAAACCCCAUGUCAGGAGCCCAGCGCUGCCCAAAUCACCUUCAAAGAAAUCCCAGAGCGUGGAGAGCCUGAAGGCAGAGGUCUGUCCUUGGGAGGUUCAGGAGGUUGAAUCCACUGAUAAAGCAGAAAUCUGCCCCUGGGAGACGGCUGCACCUCCCUCCGAUCAACCAAAGGCAAAGCUGGGUGCUGGGGGGGGUUCAAAGGGGGACAAGCGCAUCACGCGCCAGGCAGCGCUUGCCAGCCCAGUGAGAUCCCUGGAGAAGGGCAGCAGCGAGCGAGAGGCCGUGUGUCCCUGGGAGAGCUUGGGCACGGAGCAGCACCCAGAAAAACCCCGCGCCGGGAGCCCAGCGCUGCCCAAAUCGCCUUCAAAGAAAUCCCAGAGCGUGGAGAGCCUGAAGGCAGAGGUCUGUCCUUGGGAGGUUCAGGAGGUUGAAGCCAGUGAUAAAGCAGAAGUCUGCCCCUGGGAAACGGCUGCUCCACCAUUAAGUAAAGAGAAAUCAAGACAGGACAAAGAUGUUCUGUCCAUAGCGAGCAAAAGCCCUUCUACAAGUCAUGGCCUCUGCAAAGAGGUUGGAGACAGCACGUCUGGAAAGAAGGAGAAAGCAAGCAGGGACCAUGAGUCCAUCUGCCCCUGGGAGACCCUGGGCACAGAGCAGCUCCCAGCAAAACCCCGCGCCGGGAGCCCAGCGCUGCCCAAAUCGCCUUCAAAGAAGUCCCAGAGCGUGGAGAGCCUGAAGGCAGAGGUCUGUCCUUGGGAGGUUGAAGCCAGUGAUAAAGCAGAAAUCUGCCCCUGGGAGACGGCUGCUCCACCAAGUAAAGAGAAAUCAAGACAGGACAAAGAUGCUCUGUCCAUAGCGAGCAAAAGCCCUUCUACAAGUCAUGGUCUCUGCAAAGAGGUUGGAGACAGCACGUCUGGAAAGAAGGAGAAAGCAAGCAGGGACCGUGAGUCCAUCUGCCCCUGGGAGACCCUGGGCACAGAGCAGCUUGCAGACAAAUCCCGCGCCGGGAGCCCAGCGCUGCCCAAAUCGCCUUCAAAGAAAUCCCAGAGCGUGGAGAGCCUGAAGGCAGAGGUCUGUCCUUGGGAGGUUCAGGAGGUUGAAGCCACUGAUAAAGCAGAAAUCUGCCCCUGGGAAACGGCUGCUCCACCAUUAAGUAAAGAGAAAUCAAGACAGGACAAAGAUGUUCUGUCCAUAGCAAGCAAAAGCCCUUCUACAAGUCAUGGCCUCUGCAAAGAGGUUGGAGACAGCACAUCUGGAAAGAAGGAGAAAGCAAGCAGGGACCGUGAGUCCAUCUGCCCCUGGGAGACCCUGGGCACAGAGCAGCUCCCAGAAAAAUCCAGCACUGGGAGGCCAGCGCUGCCCAAAUCGCCUUCAAAGAAAUCCCAGAGCGUGGAGAGCCUGAAGGCAGAGGUCUGUCCUUGGGAGGUUCAGGAGGUUGAAGCCACUGAUAAAGCAGAAGUCUGCCCCUGGGAAACGGCUGCUCCACCAUUAAGUAAAGAGAAAUCAAGACAGGACAAAGAUGUUCUGUCCAUAGCGAGCAAAAGCCCUUCUACAAGUCAUGGCCUCUGCAAAGAGGUUGGAGACAGCACGUCUGGAAAGAAGGAGAAAGCAAGCAGGGACCAUGAGUCCAUCUGCCCCUGGGAGACCCUGGGCACAGAGCAGCUCCCAGCAAAACCCCGCGCCGGGAGCCCAGCGCUGCCCAAAUCGCCUUCAAAGAAGUCCCAGAGCGUGGAGAGCCUGAAGGCAGAGGUCUGUCCUUGGGAGGUUCAGGAGGUUGAAGCCAGUGAUAAAGCAGAAAUCUGCCCCUGGGAGACGGCUGCUCCACCAAGUAAAGAGAAAUCAAGACAGGACAAAGAUGCUCUGUCCACAGCGAGCAAAAGCCCUUCUACAAGUCAUGGCCUCUGCAAAGAGGUUGGAGACAGCACGUCUGGAAAGAAGGAGAAAGCAAGCAGGGACCGUGAGUCCAUCUGCCCCUGGGAGACCCUGGGCACAGAGCAGCUCCCAGCAAAACCCCGCGCCGGGAGCCCAGCGCUGCCCAAAUCGCCUUCAAAGAAGUCCCAGAGCGUGGAGAGCCUGAAGGCAGAGGUCUGUCCUUGGGAGGUUGAAGCCAGUGAUAAAGCAGAAAUCUGCCCCUGGGAGACGGCUGCUCCACCAAGUAAAGAGAAAUCAAGACAGGACAAAGAUGCUCUGUCCAUAGCGAGCAAAAGCCCUUCUACAAGUCAUGGUCUCUUGAAAGAGAUUGGAGACAGCACGUCUGGAAAGAAGGAGAAAGCAAGCAGGGACCGUGAGUCCAUCUGCCCCUGGGAGACCCUGGGCACAGAGCAGCUUGCAGACAAAUCCCGCGCCGGGAGCCCAGCGCUGCCCAAAUCGCCUUCAAAGAAAUCCCAGAGCGUGGAGAGCCUGAAGGCAGAGGUCUGUCCUUGGGAGCUUGAAUCCACUGAUAAAGCAGAAAUCUGCCCCUGGGAGGUGGCUGCACCUCUGCUGGAAGAAGGAGCAGCCCCGGGUAAGGCAAACCUCCCACCAAAAAAAGCAGGUGUCUCCAAACCACCAGAGAAGGGGAGCAGUGAGUGUGAGGCCAUCUGCCCCUGGGAGAGCCUGGGCACAGAGGAGCUCUCCCUGAAAACCGCUACAGGGAAAGAGCCAUCCAAGAAGUCCGACAGCACAGAGAGCAGGAAAUCUGAUAUUUGCCCCUGGGAAGCGGUAGAGCCCACCGGCUCAGAGAAGGGAAGCUUCAAACCCGGUGUCCACCCACAGGGAGCUGACAGAGCAUCCCCCAUUGGGAUGGGAAAGUCAAAGCUGGUGGCAGGAGCCAGCGCCGUGUCUGCGACAGUCCUGCUGAAAAAAUCCAAGGGCAGAUCUGACGGCGAGGCUGAGCACAAGCCCCUGUGCCGCAUCCUGCCAGGCAUCCAGCCCCCACGGAGCCCCAGGGCAGAGCCACUGCCUCGGGGAGCGAGCACGGCUCCCGCGGCGGGCAGCAGCCCCAGCCCAGGCGCUAGCGUAGCUGAAGUUUGUCCCUGGGAAACAGAAGAGGCUCUGCCAGCAUCUGACAAGACCAACACAGACACGAGGAAAACCUCCGAGGUGUGUCCAUGGGAGGUGGAGAGCAUGGAUCCCACCCCGACCCUCCACGGGCAGGGCAGAGCUGGGGCAAGCCCCCAAGAUGGAGACAGGGGUGUGAGUGAAACCAAAACCGAUAUCUGCCCAUGGGACCACGAGUAGCUCCCUCCGUCCGGCCACCAGCCAGGUGCUGACACAGCUUUCAUGAACAGAAAGUCUCGAGCUGAAAGCUGCUGCCUACCUGCACAGCCUGGACAGGGACAGAAGUGUCCACCAAAGCCAACGGCAUGGCCACACUCCCAGCAGGCUCCAGUGGUGGCCAUCAACCAGCCAGGCUUGGGGACCAACACAGCAAGGGGACAAUUAACAUCUCCUGCCUUCAUCAAAGCACUCAAGCCAGGCAGUAGCCAGCAAACGCCACCCAUCAUUUACCCACAGGUACUUGGUCCAAGCAGAGCACCCGAAUACAUUAAAAGACCCACGGUGCCAGCCUCGCUCGUUUCCACCAACACAGCAGACACAAAGCUGCAGCUUGCUAGCUACAGACCCUUGCCCACCAGCUCUCCAGUUGCAUGUCCUCCUACCACGCUGGGAGGUUUGUGCCUCCAGCACAGCAAGGAACGGCUUGCCUGGCACCCUGAAAUACGCAGUCCCGCAGCCUCAGCAAGCUGGACACUGAAACAAGGGGAGAGUCAAACUAAGGGCAGCAACAAUGCGACUGGGAGGAAAACAGCUUUCCAGAGUUCCUGCAGCCCAGCUGAUCUCCCCCAGCGCUGCUAUCGCCUCCAUUUUAAGCCAGGGUAGUUUCUGUAAGCACGGCUAGGACCAGGCAGGUUCCGAAGCCUGGAAUAAAGAGCCAUUGCUCCCAGCCAGCCCCACAACACAUUUUGCUUCUUUGAUACAAAGUCCUUUAUUUUCAAAUGUCCUCUGAAGUCACUGAGCCAGCUACAGGACUUCCACACGCGCAAAGCAAACCCUUCUGCUCCGUUUCAGUCCAGUGAUGCCAGCCCCGUGCUUGAACACUGCGCUUUGGCGAUGCCCACCACCAUCUUUGUUCCAUCACCCGACCUGGGUGGGAUAAACCAACCUUCGGGCCACUCCACUGCUCUGCUUUUAGAAACCUCCGCAUCCACAAAGGCUGAGAUAGGUAUUCCUGCUACUAACCUCCUCACUGACUAACUUCACGGCACUGCUACACUUCUAACUCUUGCAGCAACUCAGCUGUAAAGGUGUUUGUCUUAACUAACAAUACCACUAACUUUUCAAAGCACUUUGUUGUUAUUCGUUUCUUCUUCACUCGUACCGUGUGUGCAUGUGUGUCUGUUCAGCACGUGUGCAAACAUGCCCAGGGCUCACCUUCCCAUCACAGGAGAGGUUUUUCCAACACUUCCACUGGCACUAGCAAACCUCCACUUUUACAGCCCAUCUGUAGAAGCGCUGGAUGCCUUUUGUCAUCCCACAUGUCAACUUCUCCCUGUAUUUGCAAGACCCGUUCCUUUGGGGCAGAGAUGCAAACAGACUCCUGUAUGACAGAGAAGAUGCUGAGAUUGCAGAGGCACUACGAUCUCCAGAGCAUUGGACAGGGGUCCUGGUUUGCCAUUACUCCAGCCCACCCACUCCCAAAUGCACAAGGGAAGGGAAGCAGCCAUAAGCAUGGGGAGAAGCCUCAGGGUCAGGAAGGCAGCAGCUGGGAAACAACAAAGCCUCCAGCCUCCCCUGGUUCGUCCCUCUGCUCCACUUAGAUGGAAGCAAAUAAAAACAGCGACAGCAGAAGUGAAGGUUUUGGUUCUCACUCUGAUCUCCACACAAGGCUGGGGCUCAGAGCUCAUCCUGCCGUUCCUUUGUCAUUUACUUCCACUCUCCUCAAAAAGUGGCGUUGCUGUAGUGUGCUGUCAGUGGUCUUCAGCGCUGAAUGUCAAACAAUCAUCCAAUUGUGUAAGUAAGUGUACAUACAGAAAAUAAAAAGUAUUAUCUACA
Aquila chrysaetos chrysaetos is the source of this 10686-nucleotide messenger RNA. It is a transcript of the gene GPR179, whose product is annotated as G protein-coupled receptor 179. Gene Ontology annotation, molecular function: G protein-coupled receptor activity. Gene Ontology annotation, biological process: G protein-coupled receptor signaling pathway. NCBI's taxonomy places the organism in Eukaryota, Metazoa, Chordata, Aves, Accipitriformes, Accipitridae. Gene Ontology annotation, cellular component: membrane. The record is from RefSeq and is a predicted model, not a curated record.